AUGGCCCUGGACAUGGGGAUCGGAUCCUUACCAAGCUCCUUGGGGUGGCUGAUGAUGAGGGUCGACCGCACCAGCAGGGUGAUAACAACUCAAGAGUUCCCCCGGACAGAGCACGGCCAACAAACCCAGCUCUUGGGGAACGACUCGGCGUUCAUGUCCAAAAAGCCAAUGCAGGAGAGGAGGGGCCGCCGGGCCGCGGGUACAGGAAUUCUCGCGAUUCCGACUGGACCCCUGGGCAGAACUCGGUUAAGCAAGCACUUGGCGGCUGCAUAUUUGGGCCGCCCCCUCUCGGUCGCAGGCGGUGUGAAGUGUGACACUCAGUCCCAGAUCUGUACUUUACUUGCAAGGGCGGGAGAGACGGGUCUCGGAUCAGGGGUUCAUGGAGUGCUCUUGAGCCAGUUAGCUGCCGCAUCUCACACCGGUCUGAAACAUCGAAACACGUUACUGAAGGAAUCUGAUAAGGAGUCAAGGAGUCCAGCCUUACUGGAGGUACAGACUAUGGGCCUCAUUAUUAAUCGACUCUCGGAAGCUUACGAAAGACAUGAUGGCAUGCCAAGGGAGAGGAGCUCCAGUGACAGCCACGAAUUGAUGCCAUAG
This is a messenger RNA of Amorphotheca resinae ATCC 22711, 597 nucleotides long. RefSeq lists its product as hypothetical. Lineage: Eukaryota; Fungi; Ascomycota; Leotiomycetes; Helotiales; Amorphothecaceae. The record is from RefSeq and is a predicted model, not a curated record. The coding region runs from base 1 to 597 and encodes 198 amino acids. The transcript is spliced from 6 exons.